Lingula anatina is the source of this 2472-nucleotide messenger RNA. RefSeq lists its product as uncharacterized. Lineage: Eukaryota; Metazoa; Brachiopoda; Lingulata; Lingulida; Lingulidae. The record is from RefSeq and is a predicted model, not a curated record. Gene Ontology annotation, molecular function: cyclin-dependent protein serine/threonine kinase regulator activity. Gene Ontology annotation, biological process: regulation of transcription by RNA polymerase II.
UCAUCAAUACAUGUGCUCCGAAGCUGUUACCGAGAAAUGUGGAGAAAUGCUGUAAAUGCCGGCUGCCGGGAUAAAUGACUGUUUAAAAGUUGUAAGAGAAGCAUAAACGUAUUUAUCUACAACGCUUGAUAUUCCCAGCAUGCCUUGUUGGUACUAUGAUAAAGAUGAGUUUCAGAAAACUCCGUCCCAGGCAGACGGCAUUGACCAGGAAACAGAGGCCCGAUACCGCAAGGAGGGGGCCAGGUUUAUUAUUGAUGCUGGCAACAAACUAGGACUUCGUUAUGACACAUGUGCCACAGGAGUUGUAUACUUCCACAGGUUUUACAUGUACCAUUCCUUUAGAGAAUUCCACAGAUAUGUGAUGGGUGCCUGCUGUCUAUUCCUGGCAGGAAAGGUAGAGGAGACACCUAAGAAGUGCAAGGACAUCAUUAAGACAGCAAGAUCCAUGUUGCCUGACCAACAUUUCAUGGUGUUUGGAGAGGACCCCAAGGAGGAAGUGAUCACUAUGGAGAGAAUUCUGCUACAAACCAUCAAGUUUGACCUGCAGGUGGACCACCCCUAUUCAUUCCUGCUUAGGUUUGCCAAAGGCAUCAAAGGUGAUAAACAGAAAGUCCAGAAGAUGGUGCAGAUGGCAUGGACAUUUAUCAAUGACGGCCUGUGUACCACUCUGUGCCUGGAGUGGGAGCCAGACAUAGUGGCUGUCGCACUGAUCUACCUGGCCAGCAGACUGUCCAAGUUUGAUAUUACAGACUGGGAAGGCAGGGUGCCAGGAACCAAGGGGAAGUGGUGGGAACACUUUGUAGAGGACGCUACUCUGGAGUUAUUAGAAGACAUCUGUCACCGAGUGUUGGACCUGUACUCCAGCAACCCCCAGAAGAGGGCGGAGUCCCCUCCCAUGAUUACCAACAGAACUCCUGAACAGAGACAGCUGUUACUACAGCAGCAGCAGGCACUGCCAGUGAAGAAACCUUCCACACCCCCAGAACCCCCACAGCCAGCUAAGGUCCCCAGACAGGAUGGUAGCAGGUCCUCCAGUGUCACCCCCACCCCUGGGGCCAAACCCUCCAGGGGACCCAGCACACCCACAUCCCCAGGGAGGCCAUCGCACUAUGCCGGACAACAGCCUGUGGAGAAACCCCUCACCCCCCAGCCAGGGCCAGUACCCCCUCAGGGGGUGGUAGCAGGCACCCCAGGAGGUCAGUACGGCAGUGUGACCCAGCCUGUGGGGACCCCCACCCCAGGGCAGUAUACCACCCCCUAUCAGCAGCCACCCCCUGCUCUACCCCCACAACCAGCACAGACUACCUACAGCAGCUAUAACCCCUACAUGUCCUCACAGAUGUACACCUCCUCCUUCAUGUCCCAGGAGGGCUCCCAGGAUAUCAAGUCUCUGAUCAACCAGGCCAGUACGGCAGGCAGUGUUGGCUAUAACCCCCAGUCAGGCACUCCUGCCCCUGUGUACAACCAGGCUACUGCCCCAGCUACAUUCUCUACCAGUACUGCCUUCCCACAGCAGCAACCUGGAUACCAACAACAACAACAACAACAGGUGCCCUAUCAGCAGCAGCAACCCUAUCCGGGACAGGCAGGACAGGUACAAUAUCAGCAACAACAACAGCAGCCUCAACAGCCUCCUGGUAUGUACCAACAGCCACCCCCUCCAGUGGGGCAACAGGCGGGAUACCAACAAAGAAACUUCCAGUCUCAACCUCUCCCCCCUCAGCAGCAGCCACCACAGCAACAGCAGGGGUACGGGUUUCAAAAUCAGACCUACCCCCCUGCACCCUACCCUCAGGGGCAGGCCCCACCCCCUCAGCCACAGGGGGCGGGGUACCAAGGAGGCCCCCCAGGUCAGCAGCAACAACCCCAGGGAGGGUUUCCUGGCCAGCAAGGUGCUGGGUUUCAAGAGUUUGGAAAUUACAACAAACCUCAAAUGAUGGGGCCCGGUGGAUUUCAAGGACAAUUUCCCCCACAGCAGCAGGGGCCCGAACAGGGGUUUUCAGGUGGUGGUAAUAUGUAUGGACAAGGGGGGCCCCCUCAGGGAGGCCCCCCAGGAUCAACACAGCACCAGCAUCAUAACUUUAAUAAAUCCAAAGCACGACAUUCUGCCCUGACGAACAUUAAGAUAACCGGGCGGAGGUAGUGGUGUAUGAGGUUACUUCUUUUUAUUAAAUAGAAAAAGCAUGCUUGUGCAGCUGUUAUGUUCUUACAGAUUCCCAGUCUUUCCACAAAGAGAAAUUGUAUAACUACAUAUAGAUCAGUGGAACCCUACACACAAAAAAGGGAGUCGUUGAAAAGUAAAGCUACCAUGGUGCUCCUUGCUGUUAACCAGUGAAGUCGGGAUUUCCGACGUGUAAUGGUUGAAGGAACGUCCACGUGGAACUUGCGCUAGGAGAACUGACCUCUGUAUCACCAGAGUGGACCUGACACAGAUAACUUUCAUUCAAAAUAAAUACAGCUGUUGAAAAGAAA